AUUAAGCACUGAAGACCAUGGAGAACUCAUCUGAGGUCACCUUCUUCGUUUUGGCAGCCUAUGGGGAUCUUGGAAAAAUGAAAUAUUUUUAUUUCAGCUUUGUGCUUCUUCUGAAUCUCACAAUUAUUUUUGCAAACGUUACUCUUAUUUCCUUGAUAUUUGUGGAUAGGAGCCUACAUGAACCCAUGUAUGUGAUUAUAGGCAAUUUAUUUAUCAAUGAAUUGUAUGGAAGCACUGCCUUGUUUCCUAUGCUAUUAUUACAUAUUUUAUCAGACAGUCAUGAAAUUUCCAGAGCUUUUUGUGUUUUGCAGGUGUUUUGCUUGCACACAUAUGGAUCUAUAGAAUUGUGUAAUUUUGCUGUUAUGGCUUAUGACAGGUAUUUGUCCAUCUGUCAUCCACUACAUUACAGCAGCAGGAUGAGUUCUUGCAAAGUAUCCUCAUUAGUUGUGUUCAUUUGGGUCUUUUCAUUUUUCAAAUUUACAAUUACUCUGUCCAUUCAAUUAAGGUUACCGUUGUGUGGGAAUUUCAUAGACAAAUUGUGUUGUGGCAACUAUUCUUUGGUCAAACUUUCUUGCAUAGACACAAUUGUAAACAACAUUUAUGGUCUUUUCACCACAUUCCUGAGUAUAGCUCUCCCUUUGAUCCUCAUUUUAUAUUCCUAUGCAAAAAUUCUAAGAAUCUGUUAUAAAUCACCCAAGGAAGCUCGGACCAAAGCUUUAAACACAUGCGUUCCCCAAGUAAUAUCACUCCUGAACUUUGCAGUUUCCUGCUUUUAUGAAAUUGUCCAAAAUCGAUUUGACAUGAAAUAUAUUCCCCAAGACGUUCGUAAUGGUUUUACGGUGUACUUUUUGACAUGUCCUCAACUUCUCAACCCAAUCAUGUAUGGACUCAGGAUGACAAAAAUAAGAAAAGCUUUAAAAAGCAGGAUCUUUCCUAACAGCGUUGCGUAACAGACACUGAAUAAAGGUUUAUAAACAUUG
Messenger RNA from Anguilla rostrata (American eel), 980 nucleotides. RefSeq names its product olfactory receptor 2K2-like. The transcript has a single exon. Gene Ontology annotation, molecular function: G protein-coupled receptor activity; odorant binding; olfactory receptor activity. Lineage: Eukaryota; Metazoa; Chordata; Actinopteri; Anguilliformes; Anguillidae. The record is from RefSeq and is a predicted model, not a curated record. Gene Ontology annotation, cellular component: membrane. Bases 18 to 950 code for a protein of 310 amino acids. Gene Ontology annotation, biological process: G protein-coupled receptor signaling pathway; detection of chemical stimulus involved in sensory perception of smell.